AUGGGGGGGCGAGGGGCGGCCGGAGCCCUGGCGCUGCUGGCGCUGGGGCUGGCGCUGGGCGGCGGCGGGGCGAGCUGCCCCGAGCGGGAGCUGGAGCGCAGGGAGGAGGAGGCCAACGUGGUGCUCACGGGCACGGUGGAGGAGAUCAUGAACGUGGACCCGGUGCACCACACCUAUUCCUGCAAGGUGCGAGUGUGGCGCUACCUGAAAGGCAAAGACAUCGUCACCCACGAGAUCCUCUUGGACGGCGGCAACAAGGUGGUCAUCGGCGGCUUCGGGGACCCCCUGAUCUGCGACAACCAAGUCUCGACGGGGGACACGCGGAUUUUCUUCGUCAACCCGGCCCCGCAGUACAUGUGGCCGGCCCACCGCAACGAGCUGAUGCUCAACUCCAGCCUCAUGCGGAUAACGCUGCGCAACCUGGAGGACGUGGAGCACUGCGUGGAAGAACAUAGGAAGCUUCUCGCUGACAAGCCCAACAGCUAUUUUACCCAGACCCCGCCGACCCCACGAGAUGCCUGCCGAGGGAUGCUGUGCGGGUUCGGGGCGGUGUGCGAGAGGAGCCCCGCCGACCCCUCCCAGGCCUCCUGCGUCUGCAAGAAGACUGCGUGCCCCGUGGUGGUGGCUCCCGUCUGCGGCUCCGACUACUCCACCUACAGCAACGAGUGCGAGCUGGAGAAAGCCCAGUGCAACCAGCAGAGGCGCAUCAAGGUCAUCAGCAAGGGACCCUGCGGCUCCAAGGACCCCUGCGCCGAGGUGACGUGCAGCUUCGGCAGCACGUGCGUGCGCUCGGCCGACGGCCAGGGGGCCAAGUGCGUGUGCCCCGCGUCCUGCAGCGGCGUGGCCGAGAGCGUCGUCUGCGGCAGCGACGGCAAGGACUACCGCAGCGAGUGCGACCUCAACAAGCACGCCUGCGACAAGCAGGAGAACGUCUUCAAGAAGUUUGACGGAGCCUGCGACCCCUGCAAGGGCAUCCUCAACGACAUGAACCGCGUGUGCCGCGUGAACCCCCGCACCCGGAGGGCCGACCUGCUCCCCCGCCCCGAGAACUGCCCCCCGAAACGGGAGCCCGUGUGCGGGGACGACGGGGUGACGUACGACAACGAGUGCGUGAUGGGGCGCUCGGGGGCCCUGCGGGGGCUGGACAUCCAGAAGGUGCGAUCGGGGCAGUGCCAGCACCAGGACAAAUGCAAGGACGAGUGCAAGUUCAACGGGGUCUGCCUGAACCGCCGCGGCACCGCCCGCUGCUCCUGCGAGCGCCUCUCCUGCGACGGCGCCUACCGGCCGCUCUGCGCCCGCGACGGCCGCACCUACGGCAACGAGUGCGAGCGCCAGAAAGCCGAGUGCCAGCAGAAGGCUGCCAUCCCCGUCAAGCACAGCGGACCCUGUGACCUGGGCACCCCCAGCCCCUGCGUGAGCGUGGAGUGCACCUUCGGGGCCACGUGCGUGGUGAAGAACCAGGAGCCCGUGUGUGAGUGCCAGCAGGUGUGCCAGGGCCGCUACGACCCCGUCUGCGGCAGCGACAACCGCACCUACGGCAACCCCUGCGAGCUCGACUCCAUGGCCUGCGUCCUCAGGAGGGAGAUCAGGGUGAAGCACAAGGGGCCCUGCGACCGCUGUGGCAAGUGCCAGUUCGGGGCCAUCUGCGAGGCGGAGACGGGGAGGUGCGUGUGCCCCACGGAGUGCGUGCCCUCCUCGCAGCCCGUCUGCGGCACGGACGGCAACACCUACGGCAGCGAGUGCGAGCUCCACGUCCGGGCGUGCACGCAGCAGAAGAACAUCUUGGUGGCCGCCCAAGGCGACUGCAAGUCCUGCGGCAGCACGGUGUGCUCCUUCGGCAGCACGUGCGCGGGGGGCCAGUGCGUGUGCCCCCGCUGCGAGGGGCAGCCCCUGGGCCAGGUGUGCGGCACCGACGGGCUCACCUACGGCAACCGCUGCGAGCUGCGGGCGGCCGCCUGCCAGCGCCAGCAGAGCAUCGAGGUGGCCAGGAUGGGGCCGUGCGAGGACGAGUGCGGCUCGGGGGGCUCGGGCUCCGGCGACGGGAGCGAGUGCGAGCAGGAGCGGUGCCGGCAGUACGGAGGCUGGUGGGACGAGGACGCGGAGGACGACCGCUGCGUGUGCGACUUCACCUGCCUGGCGGUGCCGCGCAGCCCGGUCUGUGGCUCUGACGGCGUGACCUACGCCAACGAGUGCGAGCUGAAGAAGACGCGGUGCGAAAAGCGCCAGGACCUCUACGUCACCAGCCAAGGAGCCUGCCGUGCCCUGGCCACCACCCCGCCGCCUCUCCUGGUGGUGCACUGCAGCCAGACCAUCUACGGGUGCUGCCCGGACAACACCACCUUGGCGCUCGGCGUGGGCGCAGCGGGGUGCCCGAGCACCUGCCAGUGCAACCCUUACGGCUCCUACGGGGGGGCCUGCGACCCCGCCACGGGGCAGUGCUCCUGCAAGCCAGGCGUGGGGGGCCUCAAGUGCGACCGCUGCGAGCCCGGCUUCUGGAAUUUCCGCGGCAUCGUCACCGACAGCAAGAGCGGCUGCACGCCCUGUAACUGCGACCCGGUGGGCUCGGUGCGCGACGACUGCGAGCAGAUGACGGGGCUGUGCUCCUGCAAGACGGGAAUCACCGGCAUGAAGUGCAACCAGUGCCCCAACGGCAGCAAGCUGGGCAUGACCGGCUGCGAGAAAGACCCAUCGGCCCCCAAAUCCUGCGAGGAAAUGAGCUGCGAGUUCGGCGCCUCCUGCGUGGAGGUGAACGGCUUUGCGCACUGCGAGUGCCCGUCCCCGCUCUGCUCCGAGGCCAACAUGACCAAGGUGUGUGGCUCCGAUGGUGUCACCUACGGGGACCAGUGCCAGCUGCAGACCAUCGCGUGCCGGCAGGGGCAGCUCAUCACGGUGAAGCAUGCGGGGCAGUGCCACGAGUCCAUCACCCACACGAGCCACUCGGCGCCUCCCACGCCGCUGCCCACCGUCCCCUUGGACAAACUCAUCCUUCCUCCGCCGCUGCAGCUGAGCACCCGGGCUCCAGAGCCCACCGAGCUGGCCAGCAGCCCCCCGCUGACGGAAGAAGCCAAGCCCACCCCAAGAGCUCACCCUACGACGAGGCGCAUCACCACGGCCAGGCCGGCCACCACGCCCUGGAUGACCCACGGGGUGGCGAAGACCACCGUCCGCCCUCUGGCCACUUCUCCGGUGGUCCUGGCCACCACCCAGCCUGCCUACGUGGAAUCGGGCAGCGCCGAGGGCAGCGGGGACCAAGAGAUGGGCACCAGCGGAGACCAGGAGGCCAGCGGGGCCGGCUCCGCUGGGGAAGAGGAGGUGGAAGAAAGCCAGGUAACCCCCACGCCAGCCAUCGAGAGGGCAACGUGCUACAACGCCCCGCUCGGGUGCUGCUCCGACGGCAAGACGGCCGCCGCCGACGCAGAGGGGAGCAACUGUCCGGCUACCAAAGUCUUCCAAGGAGUGCUCAUCUUGGAGGAGGUGGAAGGCCAGGAGCUCUUCUACACCCCCGAGAUGGCUGACCCCAAGUCGGAGCUCUUCGGGGAGACGGCCAGGAGCAUCGAGAGCGCGCUGGAUGAGCUGUUCCGCAGCUCCGACAUCAAGAAGGAUUUCAAGAGCAUCCGUGUGCGGGACCUGGGGCAGAGCAGCGCUGUCCGUGUCAUCGUGGAGUCCCACUUUGACCCAGCCACUUCCUACACGGCAGCGGACGUCCAGGCGGCCCUGCUGAAGCAGAUCCGAGCUUCCAAGAAGAAAACCAUCCUGGUGAAGAGGCCCCAGCAGGAGCACAUCAAAUUCAUGGAUUUCGACUGGAUCCCCAGGCUCUUCACCACCACCGUCACCACCACCACGGCCACCACCAUGGCCCCGGCCACCACCCGCAGGUACACCACGGCCUCCGCGGCCACCACGGCCCACGGCUUGCGCCAGGACGCCGCGGCUCGAGCCAGCACCAAGCUGCCCGGCCCCCUGAGCACCAGGAGACCCAGCUCCACGCUGCCCGCCGCCCCCCGCCGCAAGACCCCCGGCACCAAGAAGCCGCCGCGCCCCUGCGACUCCCACCCCUGCCUGCACGGGGGCACCUGCGAGGACGACGGGCAGGAGUUCACCUGCAGCUGCCCGGCGGGCAAAGGGGGGGCCGUCUGCGAGAAACCGAUCCGGUACUUCAUCCCCAGCUUCGGCGGCAAGUCCUACCUGGCCUUCAAGACGAUGAAGGCGUACCACACCGUGCGCAUCGCCGUCGAGUUCAGGACCGUGGAGCUCAGCGGGCUGCUGCUCUACAACGGGCAGAGCCGCGGCAAGGACUUCAUCUCCCUGGCGCUGGUCGGCGGCUUCGUGGAGCUCCGGUUUAACACCGGCUCCGGCACCGGCGUGGUGACCAGCAAGGUCCGCGUGGAGCCCGGCAAGUGGCACCAGCUGGUGGUGAACCGCAACCGGCGCAGCGGCGUGCUGGCUGUGGACGGCGAGCCCCACGUCAGCGGGGAGAGCCCGCCGGGCACCGACGGCCUCAACCUCGACACCGACCUCUUCGUUGGGGGAGCGCCCGAGGACCAAAUGGCCGCGGUGGCGGAGCGCACGGCGGCUACGAGCGGCCUGAAGGGCUGCAUCCGCCUCCUGGACGUGAACAACCAGCUGUACGACCUGCGGGAGAAAGGCAGCGACGUGCUCUACGGCAGCGGGGUGGGCGAGUGCGGCAACGACCCCUGCCACCCCAACCCCUGCCACCACGGCGGCAUCUGCCACGUCAAGGAGGCCGAGAUGUUCCACUGCGAGUGUCUGCACACCUACACCGGUCCAACGUGUGCUGACGAGCGGAACCCGUGCGAGCCAACGCCGUGCCACGUCUCUGCCACCUGCCUGGUGCUGCCGGAGGGGGGAUCCAUGUGCGCCUGUCCCAUGGGGCGCGAAGGGGACUUCUGCGAGCGAGUGACGGAGCAGGACCUCACCAUGCCCUUCCUCCCGGAGUUCAACGGCUUCUCCUACCUGGAGCUGAGCGGGCUGCAGACCUUCGUUCCUGACCUGGACAAAAUGUCCAUGGAAGUGGUGUUCCUGGCCAAGAGCCCCAGCGGCAUGAUUUUCUACAACGGGCAGAAGACCGACGGCAAGGGGGACUUUGUGUCCUUGGCCUUACACGACGGCUACCUGGAGUACAGAUACGACCUGGGCAAAGGGGCGGCCGUGCUCAGGAGCAAGGAGCCAGUUCCCCUCAACACCUGGAUAAGCGUUUUGUUGGAGAGGAACGGGCGCAAGGGGGUGAUGAGGAUCAACAACGGCGAGAGGGUGAUGGGAGAGUCACCGAAAUCCCGUAAGGUGCCCCACACCUUCCUGAACCUGAAGGAGCCGUUCUACGUGGGGGGAGCCCCCGAUUUCAGCAAGCUGGCUCGAGCGGCCGCCAUCUCCUCGGGCUUCAGCGGAGCCGUGCAGAGGAUCUCCGUCAAGGGGGUGCCCGUGCUGAAGGAGCCCAACAUCCGCAGCGCCAUCGAGAUCUCCCCCUUCCGAGCCCACCCCUGCACCCAGAAGCCCAACCCCUGCCAGAACGGGGGCACCUGCAGCCCCCGGUUGGAGAGCUACGAGUGUGCCUGCCAAAGGGGCUUCUCCGGGGCUCACUGCGAGAAAGUGCUCAUCGAGAAGGCAGCUGGAGACGCCGAGGCCAUCGCUUUCGACGGCAGGACGUACAUGGAGUACCACAACGCCGUGACCAAGAGCCACCUGACCAAUGAGAUCCCCGCUCCCGACGAGGACUACCCCGCCGAGCCCAGCGAGAAGGCCCUGCAGUCCAACCGCUUCGAGCUGAGCAUCAAAACGGAGGCCACGCAGGGCCUGAUCCUGUGGAGCGGGAAGGGGCUGGAGCGCUCCGACUACAUCGCCCUCGCCAUCGUCGACGGCUUUGUGCAGAUGACCUACGACCUGGGCUCCAAGCCCGUCGUCCUACGCUCCACGGUCCCCGUCAACACCAACCGCUGGGUUCACAUCAAAGCCUCCAGGGUGCAGAGGGAAGGUUCCCUGCAAGUCGGCAACGAAGCCCCCGUCGCUGGCUCCUCUCCGCUCGGCGCCACGCAGCUGGACACGGACGGGGCCCUGUGGCUGGGGGGGAUGGAGAAGCUCAGCGUGGCCCACAAGCUGCCCAAGGCUUACAGCACCGGCUUUGUUGGCUGUAUACGGGACGUGGUUGUCGACCGCCAGGAACUGCAUCUGGUGGAGGACGCUUUAAACAACCCCACGAUAUUACACUGCUCAGCCAAAUAG
Cygnus atratus (black swan) is the source of this 6237-nucleotide messenger RNA. It is a transcript of the gene AGRN, whose product is annotated as agrin. The coding region runs from base 1 to 6237 and encodes 2078 amino acids. Gene Ontology annotation, molecular function: calcium ion binding; laminin binding. Lineage: Eukaryota; Metazoa; Chordata; Aves; Anseriformes; Anatidae. The record is from RefSeq and is a predicted model, not a curated record. Gene Ontology annotation, biological process: receptor clustering; G protein-coupled acetylcholine receptor signaling pathway. The transcript has 40 exons.